This is a messenger RNA of Geodia barretti, 6526 nucleotides long. The record is from the annotation of a GenBank genome assembly. Lineage: Eukaryota; Metazoa; Porifera; Demospongiae; Tetractinellida; Geodiidae.
UUAUUGACGACGGACCUGUUGAGUGUUUCUUUCAGAGAGUUGUGAAGGGCUAAGCGACAUGCCAACGUUAACAGAAGUUCGCGGGGAGAGUAGAAAGAAAGAAGCAGGGACCCAUGUUGACUUUAGUGCCAUAUGGGAGGUGCCUGACGCUGGACUCGUCCAGGAUGAGGGUAAGGGAGUCUACAGAUAUAUAGGCACUGGAGAUGGUCAGAGAGAAGCAGUUGGCCAAUUACGUACUCGGCACUGUCUUGGUUCACACAGCGCACCCUCAUCAGUUGAAAUCACCAUCCGGGACACCGGGGAGAGGAACGGGAUUUUCAUUGGUGUCUGCAACAAGGCAUACCCAACAGAUAUUGUGCCUGGAAUCAGGGCCAUGUCGGUCGCCAUUCAUACUGCCGACGAAGGAACCCUCCUCCACUUCUCUCGUGAUCCACGGUCUCUCGGGAUCACCUGUACCCAUGGGAGUGUCCUCAAGUGCGCCGUCUCCCCAGACCCACAGGACGACACAGGGCGACUGGUAGAAUUCUGCAAAGAUGGUGAGAGGGUUGGAGUCGUCGCCAUCCAAAUCCCAGAGGACGGGUUGUAUGGAGUGAUAGGUAUGACUGGUUCUGGUGAGAGAGUCCUUAUAUCUCCACCUGUCGUGACUUGGACGCUGGAGUUUGAUCAAAUUUGGGAAGUGUGCUCUCCUCAUGUAAGACACGAGAGACAUGGUCUUUGUCUGUAUGUUGGUCCGGGCUACCUGAACGAGGAAUCCAUUGGGACUAUACGUACAAAACAGCGAAUUGAUCCAUUUGGCCCCCUCAGCGGUCGAAGUUUCGAAAUCCGUAUCGUGGAUUCCGGAGAGAAGGCGUACAUAGCAGUUGGGGUCUGUGACAGGUCGUAUCCACACAACAUGCUCCCUGGUUGGAAGGAUACAUCAGUUGGUUACCACGCAGACAACGGAACUCUCUUUGACAACUCCGAGAACGGAGAAGAGACGGGACAAAUCUGUCGGACAGGAGACACAAUGAGAUGUACUGUUCAGCCCACGGCAGAUGGUGGUCGGAAACAAGCGUCCGUGGUUUUCCACUGCAACGGUCAAGUGGUGGGGAAGCGUGUUACAUGGAUACCAGAGGACGGGCUUUACGGAGUGUUUGGCAUGAUGAGCAAGCACGAACAUAUCCAAGUCUCACUGCCUCAAGUUCACGAACCCUACACCAUUCCAAAGCUCAGUUUCCUGUCCGUGUGGGAGGCCGUCACUCCCAAUCUUCAGUACCAGGAAAACGGAGUUUUUGUGUACACUGGGCGAGGUGGGGCCGACAUGAUUGGUAGCGUCCGUUCAAAACUACCGCUCAAUCCCACGGGACCUAACAACACGUUUGAGGUGAAGGUUGUGGAUCCUGGAAACAGUUGCUACAUUGCUCUCGGGGUCUGCAGUCCGAGUUUCCCACCCACCCAGCUCCCCGGUUGGAUGGAGAACUCUGUCGGUUUCCACGCCGACAACGGUCUCAUACUGAAUGGGAUCGGGAACGAACAACUCGAGACAAAGUGCAACUGCAUCAAAGGCGACGUCAUUCGCUGCACACUAGAACCAGUUGACGAUAGCCAGAAACAAGUCUACGUUGUUUUCCACAGAAACAGCGUUUUCCUCGGAAGGAGUAUGCUCUGGAACUCCAAGCAAGGCUUCCAUGCUCAGGUUGGUAGCAUGAGCAAAGGAGAGAUCAUACAGAUCGCUUCACCGCAGACCACUCCAAGUUCUCUGCCCCACAACCCUACCCCUCGCUCCAUGAGCGUCCCGGCAGUUCAAAGCUCAAAGGAGGCCGUGAAGCGGAAACAGAUGUCAACACGGGACUACUCUCGCAUGACUCCAGCUGUUAGAGAGGCUGAGGAGCCCGAGCCGUUCAGUGAGGGUAUGCAUCGCGUGCAGACAGCUCCUAUACUUGCUUCUCAGCCUCAGACUUAUCACAGAGCAGAUGUUCACACUCACAGGUACACCCAGUCUAUCGAGCAGGGACCACCCCACGACCAUCAUCAGCACCCUAAGAAGGAUCUUCCCCAACAGUUUCUCCCUCCCUCGAGUCAUUUGCAUGGAGCAGAUGCUGCUCAGCAGUCGCACACUCGGCUGCUACACCACCAGCAGCACAUAGAAGAUGGUUCAGAUGACCCACCCUACUACCACCAACCACACACCCACACGCAUCCCUCUCCCUCUCCUGAACCACCUCCCACGUGGAGAAGUGUUCCACAUGCUCAUCUGGCCCCAUUUGAACAUGCAAAGACAGCCUCUCCUUUCCCACUGCAGCCUGUAGGUGAGCAUCCAUUAGCUGAACAGGGCACCAAGGGAAGUGGGGCUCAGUCAGAGUUGACAAAUCCCCGUGAAGUGGCACACAGCGCUUUUUAUGCGAGUCAGGUGAGCACUGCAUCUGCAGCGUCUGACUCGGACCUGCACUAUCAAUCCCAGCUCAGCUCCAGGAUCAUUGCCAGUGGUACGCAACGUGCUGCGUCUGGGGCCUACGAACAGCUCGCACAGCACGAUGUCCCAAGACGUUUCCGAGCACAGACCCAACCAGUACCGCAAAGGACGACACGGUUUGCUACACCUCCCGGUGGCGCUUUACCAGUAACACCACUAUUUAGUGGCCUUGAGAAAAAUUUUCAUGGAGGCACUGGGUCCACGGAGCGCAUUUUCAAACCUGGGUUUGAUGAUUCUGAUAGCCCCCCUCGACAUACAACGGUGAAGGUUUGCUCUGUUCCCGAGCCACGACUCUACACUAAAAAGGAGAACAGUUUCUGUAGAAUCCUCCACAAUGCCUCGUGCAGCGAGGACGGUACUACUCUCCACUGUACUCUACCAGAGGACCCUUCCGAGACCUGCUUUGUGAUGCGCCGCUUGCAACUGACGGAGAAGAUGCCCUACUUUGAAGUUGAGCUAGUGGAGCAGAAACCCAGCGAGAAUGUGGUGAUUGGAAUUGUGCCGCCAGAUCACCUGUACACGAUCCGUAUGGGGUCUGUACCGUGCACCAUUGCAUACCACAUGGCCACCGGUUUGCUAGUAGCCGGUGAAGAAGAGAAAUCUGUCACUAAACCGUGUACAGCAGGAGAUGUGGUGGGGUGCAGAGUUGACUGGAGCUACAAGUUGGAGGCGUACAAUUGUGAAAAUGAUUCCGUGGUUGGUGUUGAGUGGUUUGUCAAUGGGUGUUCCGUUGCAAAAAAUACAAUUAGUGCACCUUCUUCGGGGCUUUACCCUGCAAUUAAGAUGAAAAGUGGAGGGACAGUGGUAAUUUUCAGGCAUGGAAUAGGCCUCAAACCGGACUCCUAUUUCACCUCCCGUCCUCAUCCCGAAUGUUUCAAGAACAUAGAUGUUCCACUGAAAACAAGCGACACGUGGAAGUGCAUCCUGAACGCUGAGAUCGAUGAAAAUUGCUACAUCAUUCCCAAAGACUUGGACAAGGCAUCCCUACCCAGCAUUGUGCAAAGCCACACUCCAUUCACAACUGUCCAACCGUACUUUGAAGUAGAAUUGCAGCAUCCCAUGGAAUCAUACUCUAUCUUCUCUGUGGGAGGCAUAGAGGGAGAGUCAUCUGAUUCGGACAAGUGUAUUCCGGGUGAAGUCGCCAACUCCAUUGCACUUUUUCCUCUCCUAGGUCUCGUGAUGUGCGACGGUAGAAUCAGUACCACUCUACCGCUGGCCAUCGAGGAAGAAAAUGAAGACAAUGUCAGAGAAACUGACAAUAGGCGUUGGGGUUGACUUCCAUCAGAACGUCCCACACCACAGCUUGACUGCCGCGAAAAGGGUGGCUGUGUUCUUCACUGUCAACUACCAGCUGAUCAACUCUACCUACAUGACCAUCCCUUCCACAGGGCUCUUUCCAACUGUAGCAGUUGGAUCUGACUCCAGUGGCCAUCUCUUGAAGCUCAAGUUUUCAGAUCCCUGGCCUCAGGCACCCGCCCUUCCCCUGGGGUUUGCCCGAGCUCCGCAGAAGGCUUUUGAGGUGAGCCAACUGAACUCAGUUGUAUCUGAGAACACCCUCCCUAAAGGGACAGACUCCCCGCAGGUUAUGCAGGCCGCACUGCCACUGUCCCGCUCACACACCUACUUUGAGAUGAAACUGUUGGAAUGCCACGAGUCCCACAUCUUUUCUUGCGGUCUAGCACCUCACAACUUCCCCCUCACCUCACAUCCAGGAGACCUCAGGGAUUCCAUCGGGUUCUUCUCAAGUUAUGGCUCUGUGCACCACAGUGGUAAGAACGUGGUUGUCAGCUCACCUUUCAACUACAAAGGGGCCAUGAUGGGCUGUGGAGCAAGGUUCCCUGACGAUGGUAGCUCUAGGUACACGGAAGUGUUCUUUACUCUGAACAGGAACAUGGUGGCCAGAAGUAUUGUAGAAAACCGUGAACCGGGGCUUUUUCCAACAGUAGGAUUCUAUACGAAGGGCAGUGGAGUGGUGAGCAUCGAUUUGUACGCAGAGGACCCAUUCCCAAGUUUGCAGUUCAGUACCACCUGGAGGGAUCUCAGGAACAUGACCAGCGAGGGUGCCUUCCUUCAUCCCACAUCUUCCUCUGAGACUUGCGUGGCACAGCUUUCGCACUCUGUGCCUCUCGACAGGCCUGCUUAUUUCACCCUCAGGAUGGCAGCCGGAACUAACAGUGCUAGAAUCUUGAUUGGGUUCACAAAUAGUUCCACAUGCCCUCUUCUCGACGAAUCUCAGAUUGCUCCCUCUGAAGAGAAGAGUGCUACAACUAAGAAAAGUACGCCGGUGCUAGUUCAGGAAGGUUGGACGGGGUGCAUUGUAGACAUGACAGGAAAACAGGCCCUGGUGGAAGGCUCUCUCUAUGGCAUUCAGCUCUUCCAUUUGCAGCAAUCAGACGUCUAUGGUUGUGGUAUCGAGCCUAUCGAAGGAAGAAAGUCCCACCUCUUCUUUUUCACUUGCAACAAUCAGGUUGUGUUUGCCAAAAGUAUUAAUCUCAAAAGAGACAUGCUGUUCCCCACCAUUUUUGUGAAGGGAUCAAUUGGGAAGAUAAGGGUGGAUGCGUGUGCCGUGUGGCCCCUCCAGUCUGCCAUUGGCAGAGGCUGGGCUCGAGUGAACCACCUCUUUCUGGAAAAUUCUCAGAUUAAACACGUUGCUGCUAGAGGGACAUCAUCCAGAAUGCCCGUCGGAUUUGCGCAGGCGUCAAUGCCCAUCACACCAUCUUCCUCUUACUUUGAAGUAGAGGUAUGCUCUCGCUCGAUAGAGAAGGCCAUAGCUGUGGGACUUGCCCCAAGGAUUUAUCCAGGCAACACUUGGGUCGGCUGGAAACCCAUCUCCGUAGCAUAUCACUUGGACGAUGGGUGUCUCUUCACCGGUGAUGGUCUAAAGGGCCACAAAAUAGGCCCCCAGAUAUUCAAAGGUCAAGUCGUUGGCUGUGGAAUCACUACAAAACCUGGGGUAAGCUCGGAGAAAGAAAAAGAUGCGAAAGUUGAAGUGUUCUUUACCGUCAACAGAGUCUUGAUUGUGGAGCAGAAGAUCUCUGUCCCAUACGGUGGCUUCUACCCAACAAUCUGCCUCGAGAGUCCCACGGAGUCGGUGGUCUUUCAUCGCUACCCCUGUUUCCCACCGAUCCGCCACCUUGUCGGGCCUGAGUGGGCCAACUGCUACUCUGUCCACCAGGCCGGCAUGCUGCUGGAGCACAGCUACCAGGGAGAGAUGCCGGUCAAGGGAAUUUCACGGGGAUUCUGCCAGGCCAGUCGCCCCUUCUCCCCCACAAGACCCUACUUUGAGAUCAAGAUAGUCAGGUCUUCCUCGGCCUCCAGUAUUCAGGUAGGAGUUGCCGUGAGACUGCCCGUAGGCUGCAGGAGUCCCAAUACAGAUUCUGUCAUGUAUUACACCAACGGCCAAGUGCUGCUGCGAUCGGGCGGGAACAAGUCCACCCAGCUCACUGAGAAGUCGGGCAUCGGGGAUGUGGUUGGGUGCGGUGUGACGUACACUGGCGGCGACGAGCCCUCUGCCGUUGAGUUUUACCUGAACAAGAUGAAGGUGGUGACGUUGGCACUGCAAGAGAAGUGGAGAAAAGGGCCACUGUUCCCCACUAUUGUCCUGUCCCAUCCAGGGAACGCCGUGCUACCUCAGUUUAACCUUUCUCCUCCAGAAUGGGACCGCUCGUCGCUCAUCGGUUGGCUUCGGACAGAGCGAGUCCAAGUUAAAGGAAACAUCGCCUCCUAUCUUCCGUCAAGCACAGCAAAGAAUAUGGAAGUUGGAUUGUGUCAGCUGAGCCAGUGCCUGGAAAGAGAGUUAAACUCUUCGUUUGAAGUGGAGGUGCUUGAUCGUGGGGAAAGGUGCUGCAUUGCUGUCGGCGCAGCGGGCACCAACUACCCUGCAGUGAACCAACCUGGCUGGAAGGAGAACUCGGUGGCCUAUCACGGAGACGAUGGAAACCUCUUCAAUAAUAAUCCUUACGGAGUGUCCUUUGGUCCUCCAUGGAAAGAACGUGAUGUCAUUGGUGUUGGCGUUCGACAGCCAGCAUACGACAACCCACACGUGGUCGAAACACAAGUAUACUUUGUGAAGAA